UUCGUGGACGACGGCUGCCACUAUGUCGGAGACCGCGCCUGUUGCCGCUCCCGCUGUCUCUGCUCCUGGGGCGAAAGCCGCCGCUAAAAAGCCGAAGAAAGCGGCGGGCGGCUCCAAAGCCCGCAAGCCCGCGGGCCCCAGCGUCACCGAGCUGAUCACCAAGGCCGUGUCCGCCUCCAAGGAGCGCAAGGGGCUCUCCCUCGCCGCGCUCAAGAAGGCGCUGGCCGCCGGCGGCUACGAUGUGGAGAAGAACAACAGCCGCAUCAAGCUGGGGCUCAAGAGCCUCGUCAGCAAGGGCACCCUGGUGCAGACCAAGGGCACCGGCGCCUCCGGGUCGUUCAAGCUGAACAAGAAACCCGGUGAGACAAAGGAGAAAGCGACUAAGAAGAAGCCGGCAGCCAAGCCCAAGAAGCCGGCGGCCAAGAAGCCCGCCAGCGCCGCCAAGAAGCCCAAGAAAGCGGCGGCGGUGAAGAAGAGCCCCAAGAAAGCGAAGAAGCCGGCGGCCGCGGCGGCCAAGAAAGCGGCCAAGAGCCCCAAGAAAGCCGCCAAGGCAGGACGCCCCAAGAAGGCAGCGAAGAGCCCGGCCAAGGCAAAGGCUGUGAAGCCGAAAGCAGCCAAGCCCAAGGCGGCCAAGCCCAAAGCAGCGAAGGCGAAGAAGGCGGCGCCCAAAAAGAAGUAAAACGUCUGAGAAAAAUUAUAGAGUCUGCUCAUUUAAAUAAACCCAAAGGCUCUUUUAAGAG
Messenger RNA from Grus americana (Whooping crane), 740 nucleotides. Its product is annotated as histone H1. Gene Ontology annotation, molecular function: structural constituent of chromatin; DNA binding. NCBI's taxonomy places the organism in Eukaryota, Metazoa, Chordata, Aves, Gruiformes, Gruidae. Bases 23 to 679 code for a protein of 218 amino acids. Gene Ontology annotation, biological process: nucleosome assembly. Gene Ontology annotation, cellular component: nucleosome. The record is from RefSeq and is a predicted model, not a curated record. The transcript has a single exon.